Molecule: messenger RNA, 204 nt
Organism: Spirodela intermedia
Lineage: Eukaryota; Viridiplantae; Streptophyta; Magnoliopsida; Alismatales; Araceae
Source: the annotation of a GenBank genome assembly
AUGAAGCCGACGGUGGUGCUGAGGGCCGUCCUCGUCAGCGGAAUCGCAGCCUUUGCGAAAGUUGCCGGAGCUAUGAAGGCAGCAGGAGGCGUGAAGAUCGGGGCGGCAGCCGCCGCAAUGACGGCUGCCGCCACCGCCGCCGUCUCAGGACCCAAGGGGGGAGACAAGAACGACCUCGGCCAAGCACAACACAAAUCACAAUAG